Molecule: messenger RNA, 682 nt
Organism: Atta colombica
Lineage: Eukaryota; Metazoa; Arthropoda; Insecta; Hymenoptera; Formicidae
Exons: 4
Coding region: 94-429 (111 amino acids)
Source: RefSeq, a predicted model, not a curated record
ACACAGUUUGCAAACAGUGCAGCACGCACAGCCGCCAUCGCCGCGAAUUUUCAAAAAAUAACGAUAGAUCGAUUAAAACAAACAGAGUUGAAGAUGCGCUCCCAUACUAUCGCUUUGCUCGUGUUCGGAAUAAUGGCUGUGGCUUUGGCAUCGCCGGUGCCAGGAGGUCAUCAUCAUCAUGAACAUCAUAUAAUCCACGUGCCUUACAAAGUACAUACGAUCCAUCAUCAUCACACGAAAAAGAUCCACGUGCCCGUACAUCAUAUCGAGAAAGUCCCCAUUCACAUUCCAGUUCCAGUGCAUCACGUCGAAAAAGUACCAGUCCCAGUACCUGUUCACCAUGUCGAAAAAGUAGCCGUGCCUGUUCCAGUUAUACAUAAGGUUCCCGUCCCUGUACCAAUACAUGAGGAGAAACAUGGUUGGUUUUAAACAGACGGCUUUAUCUUCGAUUCUAAUUAUGUUAUAGAUUACCGUACAAGAUGGAAUCCGAGUAAGUAAAAAUUAAUAAAAUUCAAUCCUCAUUGCGGAUCUAUUGAUAAGAAGUUUUCUCGUAAAAUACAAAGAGAACUGAUCAACAAAAUUACUCGCGCCACCAGUACAGCAUUAAGAAUUUAGCAUAAGAACCAAAUAUUCUGUGUGCACGCGUGUGUAUUCAGAAGCGAAAUGCUUGUAUAUAUUUUAC